Hevea brasiliensis (rubber tree) is the source of this 1125-nucleotide messenger RNA. Its product is annotated as glycolipid transfer protein 3. The transcript is spliced from 6 exons. Gene Ontology annotation, molecular function: ceramide 1-phosphate binding; ceramide 1-phosphate transfer activity. Lineage: Eukaryota; Viridiplantae; Streptophyta; Magnoliopsida; Malpighiales; Euphorbiaceae. Gene Ontology annotation, cellular component: cytosol; cytoplasm; membrane. Gene Ontology annotation, biological process: intermembrane lipid transfer; ceramide transport. The coding region runs from base 253 to 915 and encodes 220 amino acids. The record is from RefSeq and is a predicted model, not a curated record.
UCCCAGGUCAAAUAUAAUGUCACAAUCUAUGCCUUACAGAAGAAAUAUGAAUAUAAAAAAAUAUCUGAUGUCAUGUAUAAAAAUUAAAACUGCAAGUUCAACCACAGAAGUUACCCAAUCAGAUUCUCAUUUCUUAGUAGAUGAGUGGGCUGCCAAAUUUCUCUCAGGGGAGUGCAAGUAUAAUCUCCAAGCAAUUAAAGAAACCCAGUUGGGAAUAUAUAUAGAAACUAAGAAGAACCAAGAAUCUUGGAGAUGAAGAGGAGGAGAGAAAUGGAGAAAGGGUCAGAGAUACAAUCUGCCAUUGAAGAGCUUUCCUUGCUGAUCAAACUCAAAACUAGUGAUAACCAUGAUGCUGCUCUCAUACCCACAAGGCCUUUUUUAUAUGUCUGCAAUUUGGUUAUUCAAGUUCUUGAUAAGAUAGGCCCAACAAUGGCAGUUUUGAGACAAGACAUCAACCAGAAUGUUCAGAGAAUAGAGAUGCAAUGUGAUUCUGAUCCUUCUUUAUACUCAAACUUGGUUGAGAUUUUGAAGAAAGAAUCCGAUGAAGCCAAUGCAAGAAAGGGAGCAAGCUGUAGUAAAGCCUUCGUUUGGCUCACCAGAUCCUUGGAUUUUACAGUUGCUUUAUUACAAAGAUUAGUGAAGGAUCCUGAUCAGGAAAUGGAGGAAGCUGUAAAAGAUUCUUACAAUAUUACUCUGAAGCCAUGGCAUGGAUGGAUUUCAUCUGCUGCUUAUAGAGUAGCUCUUAAAUUAAUUCCUGAUACGAAGGCCUUCAUUAAUCUCCUCAAGCGAAAAGAUGAAAACAAUGACACACUUGCAGAGGAUAUGGAAACCUUCAUUUCACUACUAGUGCCUAUUCUAGAAGAGAUUCACUCCAUUCUGAUAUUUUACAGGUUGGAUAAGUUGAAGUCUACCUGAGGAGAUAACACAGAAUCAAAGCGCAUGUACAUAACCUAUAAUUUCCUCCAGUUCCUUUACUGUAAAUAUGAAUUUUGUGAAUAGCUACAUGGAAAAUUUGUUGUAACAUGAACUAAUUACGACAAAUUUUCCAUUUAUCCGAACAUCUUGCAUGUAUUCAAAAAUCUGUAACCACAUCCUCUGCUCUAAAUAAAUUGCAUUUUCCUGAGA